Falco peregrinus (peregrine falcon) is the source of this 1075-nucleotide messenger RNA. RefSeq names its product G protein subunit gamma 13 (gene GNG13). Gene Ontology annotation, cellular component: heterotrimeric G-protein complex. The record is from RefSeq and is a predicted model, not a curated record. Gene Ontology annotation, biological process: phospholipase C-activating G protein-coupled receptor signaling pathway; sensory perception of taste. The transcript is spliced from 5 exons. The coding region runs from base 713 to 916 and encodes 67 amino acids. Lineage: Eukaryota; Metazoa; Chordata; Aves; Falconiformes; Falconidae. Gene Ontology annotation, molecular function: G-protein beta-subunit binding.
GUUUGUUUUUUAAAGAAGCUAGUUUUCAGCAUUUUCCUGUUGUGGGGCGUUGUUUUUACUUUCUGCAAUAUGUGACUGUUAAGACUGGUGCUGAUGGCCUUCUGGGUUUCUCAAAAAUCCUUGUUACAGUGCUAACAACCGUCAGUGGGCUUUUGUUCCUCUCUGUGCACCCCUGCCUCUCCCUGCCCCCACCCAGCUCCACCAGCACCGGGGAAGUGAGAAAAACCACAAAACCCAGGGGCAGCACAGCGGGAGCAGCUAGGGGAAAGCCAUGGCAGGGCUGGCUUUUGCAGGGAUGCAGGGCCUCCCUGAGGUGCUGCCGUGUCCCACCACACGAUAACCCCCACCCCCCAUCCUUGGGGCCCUUCUGUCCCUCAGGGCUAUGGGGGAGGCUGGGGUAACCCCAUUUCGGCAGCUUGGCCACCGGGUACCAGGACGCUGCCUCCAUCCUGGGCGCUCACAUUCAGCGGAGCCAAAUCCCCCGGGAGCAGCGGGGGGAGGACGCUCCCAUUAUCCGGCUCCUGCCGUGUCGGAGGCAGCUGGACCAGCCGUGCAUUAAUAGAUUACCCAGGGGAUUUGGGCUCGCCAGCAGCGAGCGGAGGCAGCGCGGGCAAGGCCAGGGAGGCUCGCCGAGCCGGCGGGGACGGAGGCAGCCCCCGCUCACCACUAGCACCUUUUCCAGCUGAGCCCUGCAGAGCCCCCAGCUCCUGCCAUGGACGAGUGGGACCUCCCGCAGUGGAAGAAGGAGGUGGAAAGCCUGAAGUACCAGCUGGCCUACAAGCGGGAGAUGUCCUCUAAGACAAUACCCGAGUUUGUGAAGUGGAUCGAGGACGGCAUUCCAGAAGAUCCCUUCUUGAACCCGGAGCUGAUGAAAAACAACCCCUGGGUGGAGAAAGGCAAAUGCACCAUCCUCUGAGGGGUCUGGCCCCCCCAGCGCCAGCUCCUGCAGCCCCUCGCUCCCCCCCACUGAAUGUACACUUUUUUAUUAGCUAGCUUCCUAAUAUGACUACCUGAACAAAAACCUUACCCUCAUCUUGUCUUAUUAUUUUUAGAAGUGUUUCUUUUUUAAAGGGGG